Molecule: messenger RNA, 2690 nt
Organism: Papilio polytes (common Mormon)
Lineage: Eukaryota; Metazoa; Arthropoda; Insecta; Lepidoptera; Papilionidae
Exons: 8
Coding region: 97-2637 (846 amino acids)
Molecular function (GO): oxidoreductase activity, acting on the aldehyde or oxo group of donors, NAD or NADP as acceptor; NAD binding
Source: RefSeq, a predicted model, not a curated record
GGCAAUUUCAAAAAGUCAACUUUCUGUUUUCUUAUCAAAAUUAAACAUUUUCCCGUAAUCUAGUGCACAUAAAUAAAAACUGAUUAUAAAUGUAUAAUGGUUAUAAAAGUAGGCAUAAAUGGUUUUGGCAGAAUCGGCAGAAUUAUGUUUAGAACUUGUAUAUUGAAUCCCGAUGUCGAGGUUGCCGCUGUUAAUGAUCCAGCAGUUGACGUAGAAUACAUCUGUUAUUUAAUAAAAUUUGAUUCAAUACAUGGUAAAUUUGAAGGUGAUGUCGCGCCAUGCAAAGGCGAUAUUCAAAUUAAUGGUAAUUUAGUUAAAAUAUUUCGAGCAAAGCAACCAUGCGACGUGCCAUGGAACACCGCCGGUGUGCAGUAUGUCAUCGAAUCUUCGGGAAUGUUCACCAAUCUAGAAAAGGCUGCGGGCCACCUCUCAGUGGAGGGUGUGAAGCGCGUGGUGGUGACAGCGCCGUCCAGCGACGUGCCCAUGAUCAUCCUGGGGGUCAAUGAUGAUAAACUCAGACCCGAUCAGAGAGUGAUAUCGUGCGCGUCAAGCACCCUGUACUGUUUGGCUCCGAUAAUGAAAGUUCUAGAAAAUAACUAUGGCGUCUCUGAGGGGUUUGUGACUAGCAUACACGCGAUGACUCCUUCUCUCAAACCGCUGGACGGAUUGUGUUUAAGAGGAAAGAACUGGCUUGAUAUGUCUUUCCAGCACUGGCGGGACUUUAGAAGCAUCCAUCAGAACGUGAUCCCCGCGAUGACGGGCGCGUGCAAAGCCCUCGGCAAAAUCCUACCCGAACUCAAAGAUAAGAUGGUCGGCCUCGCCUUCCGCGUCCCCAUCGUUAAUGUAUCCGUUCUAGAUUUGACAAUAAGGUUAAGCAAAAAAACAACAUUAGAAAAUAUCGUUAAAACCGUAGAAAACGCAAGCGAAACGUACUUACAAGAAGUCUUAAAUAUAUCUAAAGAGGAAGCCGUGUCGUCGGAUUUUAUAAGAGACAGUCACUCCUGUAUAUUGGAUGUUAAUUCGAGUUUGCAGCUUCGACCUGAUUUUUACAAACUUAUCUGUUGGUAUGAAAACGAAUUUUCAUACGCGUGUCGUGUUAUGGAUUUGAUAACGUUCUGUGAGCGACGAUUUGAAAAAAAGCAAACAGUGGAAAGUAAAGUGGUCGACGGCGAGACUGAGAGCCCAACUUUGACGGACAUCGCUGUUGGUGCUAAGAAAUUUAGACCAGCAGGUACUUGUCGACAGCAAGUUCCUAAUAUAAUAAAGACAUUUUCCAAAAGUGUCUACAGUAGUAUACAAGAUUUGCAGCCGUUGGCCACGGAAGUGCCUGUGGCCAAUCAAGGAACGUUCACAGACAGACAACCGAAGAAAGUAAACGAAUCAUUACAAGUACCAACCGAGGAUGAAAUAGUUAAGAAUGUAUCGAUAUCAAAUUCUAUUCAAAAAAUUGAACCUACAUCGAGCGCUAGUAAAAUGGUAGAAGCUAAACCGAGUGUUAAUAAAAACAUUCAUAAAUCUAAACAAGAACGAAAGGAUUUUAACGCUCAGAAUCAUUUAGAGAGUGUGAGAAGGGAGUUAAAUAAAAUGAUGAAUGUUACUCAAGGAUUGCUUGAGAAAUCUAAUAAGCUAUGCGAUCCGUUCAAAUUUAAGAUGGAAGAUCAGGAGUCGAAGAAAACCAAAGCGGAUAGAUCUAUAGCGUUCAUUGAGUCGAACGAAUCUAUGGAGUGUACGGGAUGUAUGAAGAGUCAAGGAACAGUUAAUGUUAACAAACAAUUAGAGAAAGCGUGUUCGGGUAGAGGGGAUACGAAAAAUGAUAAUGCGAGACCGAUGCCUGUGGAACAAUCAGUACUCACUGAAGAUGCUUCUAAAGUACAUGGUGAUGAUAUAAGUAAGUUCCAUGUAAAAACAUUAUACAAUACUAAUUUCGAAGAGAUGUCCGAUAGUCGUCAUGCGGGUGAACUGGUACAAAAAAGAGCAAUAACAAAACUGCAAAAGACAAGCACGAGCUUCCUUAGAGAAAAUCCUUACGUGUAUGCUUUUAACAAGAAACAUGAAUUUAGAAAUGAACAAUUUAAAAAGCAAUUACAAAACACUAGUCCAGUCAGUAUAAAGAUGGAAGGGAUAAAUCUCACUGGUAACGAAGCUCAUUGCUCUGAAAAUAUAUCCAGAUAUAUUAUAGUACAGGAAACUGAGAACACUAAAAAUGAUCGUAAAUUUUUGGGACAACGACUCGUUGGGAAACAGAACAUUCUGGUACAAAAGCAAGUGAUAUGUGAAAAUGUAGCUCUGCACUCUAAUGAAAAUAAUGCCUUUGUUAAACGAGAUCCAAAUAAAGCGAAGCAAGAUUUAUUUGAUAAACUCGAUAGUACUAGUGCAACUAAUUCUGAAAAUUCAUUUCACGUUAAGGAGAAACAAUCUCAAGUUAUUUGUAUAAAUGAUCUGACAAAUUCAUUAGAAGAUAUAUCUCGUUUAGAAAAGAUAUGCAAGAUUAUUGAAAUUUCCGACGAUCUAUCAGACGAGUUGUUUUCGAAAUUAAAACCUACAGAACCGACAAUGAAAAAUAAAAAAUGGUCCUUCAAAGAUCUUUGCGCUAAAAUUAAAUUGGACGAUUUUUGUGAUAAAGUUUUUCGUGAGUAAAAAUUUUGUUUUUGAUAGUACUCUUGUUUGUAAUAAAAAGUUUUUGUUUUCUA